Molecule: messenger RNA, 2083 nt
Organism: Scophthalmus maximus (turbot)
Lineage: Eukaryota; Metazoa; Chordata; Actinopteri; Pleuronectiformes; Scophthalmidae
Product: fibroleukin
Exons: 6
Coding region: 351-1613 (420 amino acids)
Source: RefSeq, a predicted model, not a curated record
UGAGUGCCGCAGUUAUCUAGGAAUCUGAGCCAAAGCAACCUCACUAACAGAGAGGAGCAGGAGAAAGAGGAGGACGAGCAGUGAGGGGGGAAAGGAAAGAAGAAGAGGAUGAGAGAAGUGCAGAGGGUAGAAGACAACGACAACAAUACAGAGAUCUAGACUUCAAGAAGAGGGCAGCAAAUACUUUCCACCCGAAGAGGCACUUAUUGGGAUUUAAAGACAAACGACAAAGUGACGCUUUGCAGAGGGUCUUUGCCGACAAAAGGUCAAACUAUUUACAGCUUGAGAGAAGGAAGCUGGACAACUGCUCAAGAGAUUGAAACAAAGUUUAGGAAAAGCCUGCAUUUCCCAUGAUUCCUUUUGGUUCUCUUGGUAUGCUGUCACUCUACGUGGGCGCCCUGCUGUCCUUAGAUGCAUCCCCGGCCUGCACACACCCUCCCUGCAGAGACAGUCUGGUGGCUGCACCCAUCCCACCUGGGACGGGAGCAGGAGUUGGCAGUGGGGCCUGUGAGGGUCAGACCGGGACAACAGCCUGUCGGGUGGGGGUUUCACUUCCAGCCGUUUCAGAGGCCCCUCAAAGGAUGGAGCACAGGCAUGACAUCCCCCAGGUUCAGCCUAAGACCGGAGGUGUCAAAGAACGUCUAGUUCAGCUGCAGCGCUGCAUGCACUCCAUCCAGGAAACAGGGGGGGCCUGGGGUCACGGGGGCCAAGAGAGCAACUCUCUAGGGGCCAUCCUGUCACUGAUGGCAGCUGUGCUGACGGAGUGUGACCUCCACUGUCACAGCCAGGCCCUUGGGGCGAUGGCCAAACGACUGGAAAGUGCAGCAGUGGGAAGAGAGGGGGAGAAAGACCUGCUGCUUUUCCUGAAGAGCAUCACACAACACCCGCCAACAGUCGCGCCCUUGGAGAGGUUACACCCUCAGGACUGUGCAGAGAUUUACAGGUUCGGCAUCAAAGACAACGGAAUCUACACCAUCCAGCCCGACCUGCACGGGCCAGCACUGGAGGCUAAAUGUGACAUGGAGACGGCGGGCGGUGGUUGGACGGUGAUCCAAAAUCGGCACGAUGGUUCGCUGAAUUUCAACAGGACAUGGCAGGAAUACCGGGAGGGCUUUGGAAGUCCACAGGGAGAGCACUGGCUGGGGAACGCGGCGCUACAUGCCCUCACCUCCUCUGGUCAACACCAACUCCGAAUUGAGCUGGAGGACUGGCAUCAACAGAGACGCCAGGCGACAUACAACAAUUUCAAAGUGGCCUCCGAGGCACAGAGGUAUCGCCUGACGGCACGUGAGUACUCCGGAGAUGCAGGCAAUGCCUUGAGCUACAGCAAACGUUACAACCACGACGGCAGAUCCUUCAGCACAGCUGACCGAGAUCAUGACCGCUAUGCAGCCGGAAACUGUGGUCAGUACUACGGCACUGGUUGGUGGUUUGAUGCGUGCCUGGCAGCCAACCUGAACGGACGAUAUUACCGUGGGCGCUACAGUGGGGUGACCAACGGCAUCUACUGGGGGACAUGGUACAUCCUGACAGACGGACGGACUGGAGAGCGCUACUCCUUCAAGAAGGUGGAGAUGAAAACAAGACCGAGGGCCAUUGUGGGGACGUCCUGAAGUUAACAACAUUGAACAUUGGCUGCACAGCAACCUGCUGUAGUGCUCACGCCAGUCACAGACGUUAGACGUUAGACGUUAGAGUUACUGUGUGGACAUCACUCUUUUUAGAGCAGCAUUCAUGUCACUUAUCAGUUACAUGCUAUUACAAUGGCAGCUAAUAGAUUUGAGAAAAAAAUAUACCACAAAUAAUGUUUAAGUAUUCACUAGCAGACUGUUUGUCUAAACACCAUACUAUACAUCAUAGUCCUGUUAAUUAUUAAGAAAAGAAAUAGAUAUUAAAAUUAAUGCUUGUUGUAGUAACUGUUGUUGUUGUUAUAAAUUUCUUUAUUGAACAUUGGAAAAUAACUGAUGUAAUCACUAGGAUGCAGUGAGACAUGUAUCUACAUAUUAAUAUAGUUUACAUAUAAAGGAUGGUUUUAUUGUAAUGCUGCACGUGCACAUGCAGGCACAAUAAAGAUGAAACAUUA